CUAUAAUCUUUGGUUUAUGUUUUUUCUUGAAACGGUUUUGAGAGGUAAUUCUUUAGCUUGCUUGUGUUCCCUCACUACAAAUAUGAAGUGGGGGACAGGGGGUGGGAGGAAUUACAAUCAGGCAACUCAUAAACCCACUAAAAGUACAUGGAAUUGUUGAGCCUCUUUUGGUAAGUAGCCUAAAAACAAGCUUUCAAGAUUACUAUAAUGCUUUAUUUGCAGCACCUCUUGUUGUGUAAUCAAAUUUUUUCUUACCUUGCAUAACAUAUUUUCGUAAUUCAAGAAGUUCAUUGCCCUCUCCUGUUUUGUGGCAGAAUGAGCUCGAGAGAUGUUCGAUAGUUCUGGCAACAAUCUGCCCACAUUGGCGAUGUGAUAGGACAUUUAAACAAUGUAGCCAAUACUCGCAAACAAAAUAUCUGUAAUAAAAGCUACAUUGGCGAUUGUACUAAUUUGUCAAUGGCUACAUUGUUACACUACCUAAAUCAACACUGCGUAAACUUUGCGCAACGGCAUUUCUUGGAUCAACGGGCUACAGAUGUUUUGUUUGUAAAUCAGUUCUGAACUUAUUUUUUCAGUCAAGGUUUUUUAAGACAUGUCACAACAUCAGAGACCAUCAGAAAACAAGGCAAGUAUCUUAUUAACAAAGUCUUUAUUACGCUUUUAUUACACAAUAUUUCCAUAAAGGAACAUUACGUUUUUGACUAUUGUCGACAUGCAGAAGUGUGCUAAAAUGUGCUUGUCAUACAGCACAUGCAGAGCAAAGCUUUGUCGUAGAGAACUUAACUUAUAUUAGGUUAUGUAUUGGAUCAUUGAAUGAUUGAUUUUGUUCCUCUGGGAAUAAAAUUGAUUUUAACCUGCACUUGAUUUUAUGUACUCUUAACCUCAUAACCUCUUUGAGUGUCCUGAAAGGCGUCUGCCAAAUAUAAUUAUUUAUUUAUUAUUUAUUAAUGGUUAUCAGAUGAUGAUGGCAGUGUGUGUUGACACACCAGGGGGACCAGAGAGUAUGCUGUUGAGGAAUGUCCCCAGACCUCAACCUGAACAUGGAGAAGUCCUCAUCAGAGUCCAUGCAACCGCUCUCAACAGGGCUGACACAUUGCAGGUAUACCCCUAUAGACCAUAUGAAUAUUCAUCUAUGGCUCUACGAUCAACAACAAAGUCUUUGUCACUUCUUUCACCUCAUAUUGGACAGUUACGGGAUCACUGUUGGCCUAUGCCUGUAUAGCGUCGCCUAUAGCAAGCUCAUAUAGAGGUGAAUGUUCAGCAGGCUCAAUUGCUAAAGUGAAUUGCAAAUAUGAUGUUAACUAUUGUUAUGCUAAGAUAAUAAAGUUGUUUCUAUUUUUGACAGAGGAAAGGACUGUACCCCGCUCCACCUGGUGAGAGUGAGGUCCUGGGUUUGGAGGCGGCUGGUACGGUGGUCAGCGUUGGCCCAGGGGGUUAGGAAGUGCUGGGGGCCCGGGGACCGGGUCAUGACCCUACUCUCUGGAGGGGGGUAUGCCGAGUAUGUGGCUGUUCCAGAGGAGCUUCUCAUGUCUAUCCCCCCUCAUCUCACUGUCUACCAGGCUGCUGCCAUACCUGAGGCCUGGCUCACUGCAUUUCAGCUCCUGCACUUCGUAGGUAGGCCCAUAUAGCCACUUUUCUUUUUCUUUAGCCUUUCUUUAACCAGGAAGUCCCAUUGAGGUCAGAAUACCUCUUUUCCAAGGGAGACCUGCUUGGCCAAGAAAGGCUACUUCAUAUUUGCAUUGAAGCAUUCAAUCAAAGCACCGAUCAGGAAACCCAGACUUGUAGAUGUAUGAUGUACAGUGGCUUGCGAAAGUAUUCACCCCCCUUGGCAUUUUUCCUAUUUUGUUGCCUUACAACCUGGAAUUAAAAUGGAUUUUUUUGGGGUUUGUAUUAUUUGAUUUACCACUUUGAAGAUGCAAAAUAUUUUUGUGUGUGAAACAAACAAGAAAUAAGACAAAAAAACGGAAAACUUAAGCAUGUAUAACUAUUCACAGCUGCAAGUCUCUUGGGGUAUGUCUCUAUAAGCUUGGCACAUCUAGCCACUGGGAUUUUUGCCCUUUCUUCAAGGCAAAACUGCUCCAGCUCCUUCAAGUUGGAUGGGUUCCGCUGGUGUACAGCAAUCUUUAAGUCAUACCACAGAUUCUCAAUUGGAUUGAGAUCUGGGCUUUGACUAGGCCAUUCCAAGACAUUUAAAUGUUUCCCCUUAAACCACUUGAGUGUUGCUUUAGCAGUAUGCUUAGGGUCAUUGUCCUGCUGGAAGGUGAACCUCCGUCCCAGUCUCAAAUCUGUGGAAGACUGAAACAGGUUUCCCUCAAGAAUUUCCCUGUAUUUAGCGCCAUCCAUCAUUUCUUCAAUUCUGACCAGAUUCCCAGUCCCUGCCGAUGAAAAACAUCCCCACAGCAUGAUGCUGCCACCACCAUGCUUCACUGUGGGGAUGGUGUUCUCGGGGGGAUGAGAGGUGUUGGGUUUGCGCCAGACAUAGCGUUUUCCUUGAUGGCCGUAAAGCUCAAUUUUAGUCUCAUCUGACCAGAGUUUUUUUUUCUUUAAGCAAUGGCGUUUUUCUGGCCACUCUUACGUAAAGCCCAGCUCUGUGGAGUGUACGGCUUAAAGUGGUCCUAUGGACAGAUACUCCAAUCUCCGCUGUGGAGCUUUGCAGCUACUUCAGGGUUAUCUUUGGUCACUUUGUUGCCUCUCUGAUUAAUGCCCUCCUUGCCUGGUCUGUGAGAAUUGGUGGGCGGCCCUCUCUUGGCAUUUUUUUAAAUAAUGGAUUUAAUGGUGCUCCGUGGGAUGUUCAAAGUUUCUGAUAUUUUUUUUAUAACCCAACCCUGAUCUGUACUUCUCCACAACUUUGUCCCUGACUUGUUUGGAGAGUUCCUUGGUCUUCAUGGUGCCACUUGCUUGGUGGUGCCCCUUGCUUAGUUGCGUUGCAGACUCUGGGCCCUUUCAGAACAGGUGUAUAUAUACUGAGAUCAUGUGACAGUUACACCAGAUCUUAUUUAGGGGCUUCAUUUCACUUCAUCAAUUUGGACUAUUUUGUGUAUGUCCAUUACAUGAAAUCCAAAUAAAAAUCCAUUUAAAUUACAGGUUGUAAUGCAACAAAAUAGGAAAAACGCCAAGGGGGGUGAAUACUUUUGCAAGGCACUGUAUCUCUUCUUUCAUAGCUCAGGUGAAGGAGGGAGAGAUAGUGUUGGUGCACGCUGGGGCCAGUGGGGUUGGGACUGCCGCUGUCCAGCUGGUCCGAUUGGCUGGGGCUAUUCCCAUAGUUACUGCAGGAAGCUCUGAGAAACUACAGAUGGCAGAGACACUGGGAGCCGCUGCUGGUUUCAACUACAAACAGGAGGACUUUGCAGAGAAAGUUAAUGAUUUUACAGCAGGUGAGUUAAUAAUCAGAUCAAUGAGAACAUAAAUGCCACUUCACAUAAUAAUGAAUCUAGGGUGGUUGUGAACUGCUUACAACAUUGAGUUAGUGCAUUUGAUAAUUGUCUGUAUCAUAUGCAUACAAACCAUUGUGUGUAAAUACAAAUCUUAGACAUAUGGAGAGAGAUGUAUCCAGUGAAACCAUUGGAUCAAACUAGACUAAACAGGCAAGCUUUGUGCAGGCAGAGGAGCAAACGUCAUCCUGGACUGCAUUGGUGGGUCCAACUGGGAGAGGAACGUGGCCUGUCUGGCCACAGAUGGACGAUGGGUGCUGUAUGGCUGCAUGGGAGGAAAGGCCGUGGCGGGAGACAUACUGGGCAAGCUGCUGUCCAAACGAGGACAGCUCCUCUGUAGUCUCCUCAGGUCACGCAGUCUGCAGGUGAAGUAUUGACGAUUGAUUGAUUGAUCAAUUGAUUUAUUGUCCUUUGACAGGAAAUUCUUUCCACAGUAGAAACUAAUAGUAUAAGGUAAAUACAAAAGGUUAAAAUAUGAUGUCUGUGAAAGGCAGCGCUGACAACACAGAUUUUCUGUGUCAAUGAUGCCCAAAGUUAUACUUACAAUAUGUAUGAAAAAUGUAUGCACUCACUAACUGUAAGUCGCUCUGGAUAAGAGCGUCUGCUAAAUGACUAAAAUGUAAAUGUGUUGGACAUUGACCUCUAACUCAAACACCAUGGAAUGAAAUACUGAAGCCGUACCCCCAGCCUAGAACACUGUCUCUGUUACCACUUUCUAAAUGUGAAGUGUGUGAUCCUGUAUUUUCUCCUGUUAGUAUAAAGCAGAUCUGGUGAGAGCCUUCUCAGAAAGGGCCCUACCUCACUUCUCAGACCCCGCCAGCUCCCCCUGCCGCCUGAGGCCUGUGAUCGACUGCACGUUCAGUCUGGAACAGGUAGCUGAUGCUCACAGACACAUGGAAGCCAAUAGAAACAUGGGAAAGAUUGUCAUUAAUGUCAUGAACCCGCAAUGAUGGGACCACCGGUGACUUGUCAUCACUCCGUCUACUUCCAAACUCAACAUUUGGUUGAGCAACUUGGUUGAUGACCAUUCACCUCUAUAACGUAUAUCAAAAUAAAAUAAGAUGUUAUUUGUCACAUGUGCCGAAUACAACAGGUGUAGACUU
Molecule: messenger RNA, 4534 nt
Organism: Coregonus sp. 'balchen'
Lineage: Eukaryota; Metazoa; Chordata; Actinopteri; Salmoniformes; Salmonidae
Source: the annotation of a GenBank genome assembly